AGUCCUUCCAGGCCUGUCAUAAACUCCUGAGACCCGCCCUGCCCGGGUGCUGUGUGAGGUGGGUGGGUGUAUGUAUGGGUGUAUGGGUGGGGGCAGUAUUGUCUCACCUGAGCUCCCAGCACACACCUAUUAUCUGUCAUCACAUGAUGCUGCCCCCCCCUAUUCUUUUAUUCAAUCUAAAGUGUGGCCCUUCUGACCAGCCAGGGGCCAAGUGUUCAACCCAUCCCCAAAGACUGGACCCUGGGGAAACACAGGCUCAUGUUCGGCAAACCAUUCUCUCUCUAUUAACCUUUUACUGGAUUGUUUUCUGCUGCAGCCACAAACACUAGGAAGUAAGGGCCAGUUAAAGGGGAAGUGAACCCAAGGAUAACCUUUUGCCUAAUGUAAAAGCAUGGGAUUCUGGGUAAUGUCCCAAUAUGUAAAUAUGUACAGAAUGUACCUGCUGCUGAAAGCAAUGUCUGUCUGUCCAUGUUUGCUUGGCGGGGUCACAAGCAGAGGGGAACGGACUGCUCUACCAUUUCAUGGACAGACGCUGCUUUGAAUAACAUUCACAAAUAACCGCUCGUAUUCGCACGCUACAGGUGGCCUCCGACGCAGCCACGGGGACAAGGAGCCUCUCAGCUCUGAACCCACGAAGGACCGGGCGACUGCCCCACGCUCAACGCUCAGGUGAAGAUGGCAAGCUCUGAGGACGAGCUGAUCGGGAUCCCUUUCCCAGAGCACAGCAGUGAUCUCCUGAGCAGUCUGAAUGAGCAGCGGCACAGCGGGGUGCUCUGUGACAUCACCAUUAAGACCCGCGGGCUGGAGUACCCCACCCACCGCGCAGUGCUGGCGGCCUGUAGCGACUACUUCCGUAAGAUGUUCACUGGCAUGCCGGGCCGAGGCAAGUGCCCAGACGUGUGCCAGCUGGAUUUCCUCAAACCCGACGCCCUGGGUGCCCUGCUGGACUUUGCCUACACGGCGACCCUGACCAUCAGUAACGGCAACAUGCGGGACGUGCUGCGCGCUGCCAGGCUGCUGGAGAUCCCCUGCGUGGUGCAUGCGUGUGUGGACAUCCUGCAGUGCAACGGGCACCGGGAGGAGAUGGGGGGCGACGCGGAGGAUCUGGAGUGUUUCCUGCGGGCACGUCAGUACUUGGAUAGUUAUAUGGAGAAUGGGGAGAAUGCAACUCCGCCUCCUGAAGCAGAGAGCCCCCCUCCUCAUCCUCACAAUAUUCCCGUGCCCCCCAAAUCCGUGCAGAUCAUUCCCCGGCGGGGCAGGAAGAAAUUCCUACAGGUCAAUCCCAACCGCAGGAACCAGAACGGGAAUCUCCUCCGAGGGGCAGACGACUCGCUGGAAAGAGAUGCCAGUCACGCUGGGUCGCCCCCUAAUGAGCCAAACCUGGGCUACGAGACAUACGCACAGGAUAAUGGAUUGGGGGGCCACACCAUCUUUGUCCCCCCUUCACCCCCAGAAGAAAUCCUGUCUGAUGAGGAGACGUCCGACAUGGGCUUCCACAAUCCGUACGACCUGGAGAAUCCGGUGAGUGCAGGACUGGAUGUGAGCGACAAGCUGGUGAGGAAACGACGCUCUCAGCUGCCCCAGGAAUGCCCCGUCUGUCACAAGAUUAUCCACGGAGCCGGCAAACUGCCCCGGCACAUGCGCACCCACACUGGCGAGAAACCCUUUGUGUGCCAGGUGUGCGGAGUCAGGUUCACCAGGAAUGACAAGCUGAAGAUCCACAUGCGCAAGCACACGGGUGAGCGUCCGUAUUGCUGUGAGCACUGCAGCGCCCGCUUCUUGCACAGCUACGACCUGAAGAACCACAUGCACCUGCACACGGGCGACCGGCCCUUCGAGUGCUCCCUGUGCCACAAAGCCUUUGCCAAGGAGGACCACCUGCAGCGCCACAUGAAGGGGCAGAACUGCCUGGAGGUGCGCACCCGACGCCGACGUAAGGAGGAGCCCACUGUACCCCACGUGCACCCCGCCCUCGACCUGUCCAAUGGCAAGCUAGAGGAUGUGCCUCUCUCCAUGAUUCGCUUCUGGGGGAUCCCGGUGUCUCGCUCUGGGGGGGGCAGUCCGGAGGGGGUUUUGGACGCUUCAUAGGGGUCAUGAGGGAUUUAAUGUUUCCCAGUUCACUGCAGCACUUCUGCUAACCCCGCCCCCUCCACAAAUGCCCCUCCUCCUCACUCUUCCCAUAAUAUUCAGCUUAAGUGUGAUGCCCCCAUUACACACCAGAUGACAUCACACAGAUCUGAUGAUGUCAUCACCCUAAUAGCAGACUUGACUCUCCUUUCAGGAAGGGGUAAGAGAAGAGACUGUUGGAGGGCGGGAAGUUGUUCUUUCUAAGCCUCAGGGAUCAUUAAAUUCAGCCUUUCUCGCCCCCGUCGAUGAGGCGCCACUUUCCUGCGUCUCCCUAUUUAGGAGAAAAAAGAUAAAUUGAAUUGCUAUUUUUUAUUGAACGAGAAAUCUAAUAUAUACUGUGUCUGUAUAUAGAGAUGCCUAUAUAAAUAUAUAUAUUAUGGAGUAUAUAUGAAUAGAAGUAUAAAUGCUUAGGAUUAAGGCAAGUUAUAGCAAUAAUCAUAUAGUGCCCCCCCCCCAUGCUAGCUUCCAUGAACGGGCGCCAUCGCUGAGCUUUAUUUGUCGCCCGAUUGACCGCGGGGUCGUAUUUACCCACCUCUGACCAGUCGAGCGGCUCUGAUGUCAUCACUAGGACGUUAAUGAUGUCAUUCGUUUUUUUUGUAUUGACCUCACCAAAAACUAGCGCCUGCAGCUUUAGCUCUUAAUCCUCCCUCCCCCAUAAAUAAAAUAAGAAAAAACGGGUUUACGGUGAGAUGGAGGGUGUUGCGUUCAGAAUGGGUGAAGCCCCGCCCCCAUUUUGUUUGAUUUUUUUACGUUGCUCGAUGAUGACGUAUACAUAUAAUAUAUAUAAUAUAUAUUCGCCCAUUGGGGUAACUGCACUAUAGAGCGUGGGGGGCGCUGAUGCCUUGAACCCCCCAGUGGGAUGAGCAAACGGGCGGGGGGUAUUUAUAACGACUUAACCCCUUACAAUCCCCCCCUUUUUUUUUUUUUUUUGUAUCUUAUUAUUUAAAUUAUUGUUUUAAAUGAAACAGGUGAAUGAGCCCCUUCUGAGAAAGACUUGUGCUUGUACUGAUGGUGCUGAACUACAGUUCCCAGCAUUCCCUCUAAUACAGAUGGUCCCAACUUUGCACUCCGCAGGGCUAUAUGUUCUAUAAGGGAAUGAUAGCGUAUUAAAGGGGAAGUAUACUUUAUUGUGGAUAAUGAUGUAAAGAUGCUCUUUAGCAUUAUAUGUUGCCGCACACAGAAUAAGGAAUAGGCGGCGUCUACUCCCCGCAGGCCUGUUGAGUAGUCACGAGGCGGGAGUAGUCUAUAAAUAAUGUGAGUGAGGGGGGGGCAGGAAGCCAAUAGAGAAUCGCGGCACAUGUAGGUGCGUCACGCCCGUGGCUUUUCCCACAACGCAGGGAGCAGAUUUGCACUUUUUAACCCUUUUGUUUCCAUGAAAUGCAGUCGUAGCCCCGUCCCUCGACUGAAGGUGAUUGUUGACCAAAACCCAUGAAUAUUUUAGAUCUCAGCCUUCCAUCCCCCCAUAUAUAUAUAUAUAUAUAUAUAUAUAUAUAUAUAUAUAUAUAUAUAUAUAUAUAUAUACACAGAGUGUGUGUGAUUGGAUGGCUCCCUGCAAGCACCCCAGGAUCUUGUUGAACUAAGAUUCUCUGGCAUGGGCUGCUGGGAGUUGUAGUUCAGCAGGAUGUGAGGGGGUGGUGGGCUGCUUGUCCCUGGUGUUUCGAUGAAAUCUGUAAUGAGAAAUAAUAUUUAUUCAUUGAGUGCGGACCAAGGCUAAAGAGGAGGGGCUUGCUCCGUGUCCUGCAGGAAGGCCCCUCCCGUUUACAGGUGUGGGUGGGGCAGCACGAGGGGGAGGGGUUUCCUUAUUAUUUUGUUUUCAGUUGCUAAUCCUGAUUGUUUGUCCCUGAGCUGCGAGUGAGACGCACACAACGGGGAGUGCUGAUUGGUUUAGGUGCUCCAGGUGUUUAUUAAUGUGCAUAGAGCACUAGUGGGCUUCCUCCAUGGAUACAGGUGCUGGGGGGCUGCUCCCGUGGUUCUCCAACACUCCCGUUAGCUGUAGCAGCCCCCAAUGUGCUCUGCUCAUGGAGAAAGUGCCACGUACAAAUCCACGGACAGAUUGGGGGCACCGGUGUGUCGGCUCGCGCUCUAAUCCCACUAACUGGGAGCCGGUGGAGCUGACACAUUGGUGCCGCUGGGUACGAUGGAACGAUGCAGGUUUCUAAAUGGUUUGAGUUGCAUUUUGUACAUAGUUUUCUGUAAAUAUGUUUGUUUAAAAGAAAAUGGGGGGGUACAAAAUUCCAAAGCCAUAGCCCGAAGGGCUUGUAAAAUAUCUGCCCCCCCCUUGUCUGCUUGCACAGCUGCUGGGUGUUUCGUUAUUAUUUUGAUUUUAUAAGCUCCUCCCCCCUACGGACCAGCCGUCUGUACCACUCUACAUUGCCGCAUCACAUAUAUUUACUGCUGUGUAUAUAAAUCUAUUUACUGAAGUUUAAUAUUCCAAAGGUGCUGCAGUUUAUAGUGGUACAGAGUAUGGCAACCGCCACAACAGGUCUUUUAAUAUCGGCCGUGCCCAGGAGUCUGCUCUGCCCAGUCUGUGUGUGGGUGGCGCCGACCCUUAGGCAAGGCCAGAGAAUGAAUGUACAGUGGGGUCUGUCCAGCAGGAGGGAUGGGACUGACCUCGGGGGAAUUAUUUAGUCACCACUAAAGCUCAGAACUAGAACCGAUUUCUUACCCAGGCGGAGAACUUGGAUUCUUUGUACUUCCUGCUCCUGGGCUGUUCUCUUUCCCAUGGUCAGACAGGAACCUCCCCCUGGGUAAGUGAAUCCAAUCUCCCCCAGUACUUACCCAGGAGCAGGAAGUACACAGGAUGAGAGUGCUGUACAUGGGUAAGAGCCUGACCAGUCCUGAGACACUUGAACCCGUCACACUCCAUUUUCCCUGUAGAACUGGUCAUUUCUGGUUCCUCCUGAUUGGCAGACCCCCGACACUUGUCAGCAGGUGCCUGUUAGCGUGUUCUGUACGUGUGGAAUGAUUGUCCUGUAUGUGCUCCUCUGUGCUGCUCCCCCGAGGGAAAGGGUGCGCUUUUGUACAUAUGGGUCAGAUUCAAGGGGAGACAGUUCCUGUUAACCAAUCGUAUUGCAGCUGCACUCUAACGCUCUCCUGCCCAAGAAGCGCUGAAGCAGCUGUGACUGCCCUACAGAAUCGGCCCAUUCUCACCGAGGAGCCUACAUUCUCCCCUUACCUGCUUGGGGGACACACAGAGGAGCAGGUGGUGUUUUUAGGGGGAUCCCCACUGCUGUAUAUGUCUCUUUCCUUGCACUAAUUACAUGAACCCCUGCCCUGCCGCUAGCAGGCUUUGUGUGUCUCUGCAGAGCGGAGUGUCCGAGUAUUGCAGAGCAACAGGUAAACCCCCUGAGAGUGGGACAGGUGUGUGCCUUCCCUUGUCCCAAAACUAAACCAUAAUUUUACUUGAACUUCUACACUGGUGUGAAAAGAGGGAAAUGUUCCGAUUAUUUAAUUGUUCCGCUUUUUCUUGUUUUGUUUUGCUUUUAUAAUGAAGGUUGGUUGGAAAAUAUCAGAAAAUAAAAAUAUUUAGGAAAAUA
Messenger RNA from Xenopus laevis (African clawed frog), 5663 nucleotides. RefSeq names its product zinc finger and BTB domain containing 7B L homeolog (gene zbtb7b.L). Lineage: Eukaryota; Metazoa; Chordata; Amphibia; Anura; Pipidae. The transcript has 5 exons. Gene Ontology annotation, biological process: positive regulation of gene expression; regulation of transcription by RNA polymerase II. The record is from RefSeq and is a predicted model, not a curated record. Bases 676 to 2088 code for a protein of 470 amino acids. Gene Ontology annotation, molecular function: RNA polymerase II cis-regulatory region sequence-specific DNA binding; DNA-binding transcription factor activity, RNA polymerase II-specific.